This is a messenger RNA of Sporothrix schenckii 1099-18, 390 nucleotides long. RefSeq lists its product as uncharacterized. NCBI's taxonomy places the organism in Eukaryota, Fungi, Ascomycota, Sordariomycetes, Ophiostomatales, Ophiostomataceae. Bases 1 to 390 code for a protein of 129 amino acids. The transcript is spliced from 2 exons. The record is from RefSeq and is a predicted model, not a curated record.
AUGGCGCUCAAGACUCCUUGGCGACAGGUGCAGAGUUUUCCCCUCUACGAAGUAGUUGCGAUCCUCCUUCCAAGUCAACCAUGUGCUGACAGGGUCUCCUAUCUCCACUGGAGUAUUCUGCACAUCGAAAUUACCCCUAAUACCGACAACUUCUCGGUGUCAGCGUCCCCCGUGCCGAAGCGCCCACCCCAAGGAAGGUCGAGCGUGCAGCAUACAAAGCGUGCAGAAUGUAUCGUCUGGUGUGUGUGGGUAGCCGGUUGCGUCGCGCUGAAGGUCCGAGGCCAUGUUCCAUACGCUGAGGCUAGACGGCGCAGCCUCUUCAUGCCCUCCAUGCUUUAUGGCAACACAUACCGCGUGAGUCAAUACACAGAUUCUUACCACGGGAUGUGA